AUGGACUACCAACAACCCUCGACCCUGAACCAAUCCACCGAUCAGCCUGGCCGCACCAUAUUUCCCCGGGGGCCAGCCUUUAACCUUGACGACUUCUCCGAUCGCGAUUUCAUAGCCAAAGAUUUCAUAGAGUCUUUGACCGACAGCGCCCAAUCCUCCAAUCGCCGCUCCAACGGCGCCGCUGCUCCUUUCGAUCCUAAGCCCUUGAUUCGCACUUUUGAACAGGCUGCUCGUCGACUCGAUGAUCUAUCCGGUGAGCUGGAACAGCGAGAGAACGAACUGUCAGCCGCUGUGAGAAGAGCAGAGGCUCAGCACUCAAGCAAUACCGAAUCUCUUGGCAGGAAACUCAAUCAGACAAUUGAAAGCUUCCAGAAAUUAGACACCUCCCUGAAGUCUGACCGUGGUGAGAGAUGGGGAGGAAAUGUCGCCGUCGAGACUGGUCGUCGCUUAGAAGAACUUGAUCGCCAAAGGAGAAGAGCUCUAGACGCUCAUUUUCUGAUCGAGUGCUGGGAUGAAGUGAGUAACCGGGGAGAGGUCACGCUACUCGAGAACCUUCGACGAUCAGGCACAGGUGAAGGCAAAAUUCGAUCUGCCAAUAUCGCCCGUCAGCUCCUGAGAAUAAGUCAACGUCUUGAUCCUAAAAGUCACGGCCAGGUCAAUGGCACCAAAACAGUCGGGAUCACAAACGGCGUGGCAGGGACCAAGAAUUUCAACACAAGAGAGGUCAUUGAGAAAUUCAUUGAAACCCUGGAAAAUGAUAUGCUCAAGCUAUUCGACGACUUUUACAGGCGCCAGAAUUUCGAGGAAAUGAAAAAUUGUGCCAUUGUAUUACAAGACUUCAACGGCGGUGCCUCGGUUCAAGCAUCCUUUGUCAAUCAGCACCAGUUCUUUAUCGACCGGAGCAACCUGGUGACAGAUGAGGUCGGCGGUGAUCAAGAUACCUGGAUCAGGCUAUCAGAUCCAGACGCUGACCUGCCAGGUGUUGAACCAGGUCUGCAAUCACUCAUCGACGAAGUGAAGGUGGUAGUUCAAGAGGAAUCAUCCAUCAUCAAAAGGGCCUUCCCUUACCCGGAGCAGGUUCUCGGUAAAUUCGUACAAAGAGUGUUCCAGCAAUCGAUACAGCAAAGGUUGGAACUCGUCCUGGAAAAGGCAGAAUCAGAAUCCACCUUAGCAUACCUGAGAUCGUUACAAGCUGCUAGAAGCUACAUCAGUAUUCUCGUGGAGGACCUCAAGGCUCAUGGGUUGACGGAGCAUCCGGAGUCGGUCACGUCGCAGACGAGUCAGUUGUUAGACCAACAGCUUGAUGAGCUCUUCACACCCUAUUUCGGUGGCUCAGCCUAUAUUGACAAGGAAAAGCACAACCUUCAAGAAUUGUACAAGUCGUUAUUGUUCAAGUUCGAGCUGUUUCAUUCAAGAAGGCAAAAGGAACCAAAGACAUAUCUGGCUUCCUUACGAAAUCGUGGACAGGAGCUUCUGGCAUCCGCCAGAGAAGCCACGGACGCUUACGUCAAGAGCCUGGACCUGGAAAAAAUGUCAUCCACCCAGAAGAGAAUCCUGCUGUCCGUUGCCGGUCUUAAGAAUACCGACAAAGCCUCACCUGAGAUUGAACUAUCUGAGGAAGACGGCAGACUACAUGUUGCCUUUGCUAAGAGAAUGCUAAAGUGGCUCGCGGAAGGCGUUCGCCGUGGUCUCGAGCUUGGAGGUGGCUCGGAGACGCCCAAGGACGUUGCAGCUCUAUUGAACCUGAUCGUGAAGAACCUCUUGACGAACUAUGUCGAAGUGUCUCUCGAAGCAGCAGCAGAAUCAGCCUCGUCUGCCGAGAACGCCAAGCGAGAACCAGAUAUGUCCUAUCUAGCCAACCUGCGGAUGGCAGUCCACAUCACACAUCUUGUCCAGAGUUGUGUCAAUACACUCCUGAUACCCCUUGCUGCAUCCAGUUUAACGACCAGGAGAGACAUGGAAAAGAAUACUCGGACCGCGAUCGUGCGCGUCGAAGAUCAGAUCAACACCAUUGAACAACAGACCGUUGAUGCCAUACUGAACUGGACGUCCCGCCUUCUCACGAACCAAGCACGAACCGACUUCCGUCCUCGAGACGACACCGAAGCCAUUUCUCUUGAGCAAGCGCAGACACCAACAUGCGACAGCGUAGAUAAAUUCCUGAAUUUGUUCUACGAGACCUCGUCACAAUCAAUCGACGGCGCGAACCUGAUUGCGCUCCUAACCGAAGUAGCCGUAGGCUUCCGGACGCAGCUGCUCGAGCACUUCAAGAAAUAUCAAGUUAAUAGGAUCGGCGGCGUAAUGCUGGCGCGUGACAUGAGUCGUUACGUCCAGCUGCUCCGCUCGUGGAAUCUAGAUGACGGGUUCAAGGCGAGUCUCGAGGUGCUAACCGAGUUGGCCAGCGUAUUUGUCUUGCAUCCUGAUGCGCUCAAGGAGAGGCUGAGAGGUCAGGUUCUAGGCAAUAUUGGGAAGGAAAAUCUAAGACCGUAUCUGCUUAAAAGGGACGAUUACACUAGUGUCGGCAUGCAGACUCUACUCUCUUCACUUUGA
Molecule: messenger RNA, 2550 nt
Organism: Exophiala aquamarina CBS 119918
Lineage: Eukaryota; Fungi; Ascomycota; Eurotiomycetes; Chaetothyriales; Herpotrichiellaceae
Exons: 1
Coding region: 1-2550 (849 amino acids)
Biological process (GO): exocytosis; Golgi to plasma membrane transport
Cellular component (GO): exocyst; cytoplasm
Source: RefSeq, a predicted model, not a curated record